ACUCAAGUGUCAUUGUAGUAUUUCAUAUACAUUGCUUAAACUAUGAAACAUACAAAUUGGAGCAGCCAACUACCACAAUUCUAAACUCUUCAUAAUAUUCAUUACAACUUUAAAAUAUAAAAACCUCACUACCUUAACAUGAAAAAAGAAACAAAACCUUGUAUUCCUCAUGUUCUUAAGCCUAAAAUCCUUUUUUAAACUGCAUUUUCUGUAAAAUAAAAAAUAAAAACUGUUGAUUUUUCAGACUUUUCCAGCAGGAACCAGAAAAGUUAUCUCAUGGCCAUCAAAAAAACCAUAGUGAUACUCUGCAUCAUCAUUGGUCCGUUGUCCCUGGUGUCCUCAGCCCAAACUUGUAAAAACUACAUAUUUUCUGAGAAGAGAGGUUUUAACUCGUGUGCUGACCUUCCAGUUCUACAAGCCUAUCUCCAUUGGAAUUAUAAUUCAACAUCAGAAACCAUACACGUGGCAUACAGAGCAAACCAGACACCUAGAGGUUGGAUUGCAUGGGGGAUUAACCCAACAGGAAGCGGCAUGGUUGGAACACAAGCACUGGUUGCCUUUCAGGAUCUUAACGGCAAUAUGAAAGCCUAUACUACUCAAAUCAGCAGUUACAACCCUGAAAUGAAACCCCAACCUCUAAGUUUCCCAGUUUUGGAGCUUUCAGCUGAGUACUUGAACGAAGAGAUGAUCAUCUCUGCGGUUCUCGGCCCACUAAGCAACGGAACAACUUUUAACAUCGUCUGGCAAGCUGGGAAUGCAGUGUCAAAUGAUAUUCCUCAGUCCCACCCACAUUUCGGACCAUAUGUUCGAUCAGCUGGUACAUUGGAUUUCCUGUCAUUGUAGAUCAAACCUUGAGGCAGUUACCCCAAUAUAAGAUUGUUUACAAAUAAAUAAGUAUUACUAUUAGUGCUUCUUGUUAGCAACAAAAGAAUUUACUACUUCCUGUAAUGCACACAUAGUACAUCAUAAUCAUCACCAACAACAAUAGUAUAAAAACAAAGUUCAAACAUGUAAAACAAUUGUUCCUCAGUUAUCAGGGUUGAUCUAUUAGGGUUUUUCAACUA
This is a messenger RNA of Spinacia oleracea (spinach), 1064 nucleotides long. Its product is annotated as cytochrome b561 and DOMON domain-containing protein At5g47530-like. The transcript has a single exon. The record is from RefSeq and is a predicted model, not a curated record. NCBI's taxonomy places the organism in Eukaryota, Viridiplantae, Streptophyta, Magnoliopsida, Caryophyllales, Amaranthaceae. The coding region runs from base 277 to 843 and encodes 188 amino acids.